Molecule: messenger RNA, 1242 nt
Organism: Linderina pennispora
Lineage: Eukaryota; Fungi; Kickxellomycota; Kickxellomycetes; Kickxellales; Kickxellaceae
Product: camp-dependent protein kinase regulatory subunit
Exons: 2
Coding region: 1-1242 (413 amino acids)
Biological process (GO): regulation of protein phosphorylation
Cellular component (GO): cAMP-dependent protein kinase complex; nucleus
Molecular function (GO): cAMP-dependent protein kinase regulator activity
Source: RefSeq, a predicted model, not a curated record
AUGGAUUCGGAAAAGACAACACUGAGCGAGAACCACGCAGAGUACGAGGCGGAGAUCAUAGAGGUGCUAGGAGAGCUCCGCGAGGCGGUGUUCAGGCGGCAGCCGUCGGACAUCUACCAGUUCUGCGCAACAUACUUCAACGAGAAGCUGGCGGAGCAGCGCGAGGGCCUUCUGGAGCUGGCGUCAUCGCACGCGUGGAGCGAGGGCGUGCCAGCCGAGGCAGCAAACGGACUGCUGAAUCCGGACUUUAGCUUUGGGGCGGCGAUGGAGGAGGACGAGACCGAUGAGGCGCGCGACAAGUUCUCGCGCCUGGUGCAUCUGCCGCCGAACAGCGCCGUGCAGCCGUUUGCGGGGCGGCGGUUCAGCGUGUCGGCCGAGUCAAUGAACCCGACGACGGAGGCGGAGUUUGAGCGCAAGUUUGUGCCCAAGACCGAGUCGCAGAAGCAGCGGAUCCGGCAGGCGCUCAGCAACAACUUUUUGUUCAAGAACCUGGACGAGGACGCCUACAGGGACGUGGUGGAUGCCAUGGAGGAGAAGCAGGUGGCAGCCGGCCAGGACAUCAUCACGCAGGGCGGCGUCGGCGACUUUUUCUAUAUUGUCGAGCGCGGCUCGUUUGACAUUUUCGUCACAAAGGGCGACGAGCCGCCCAGCAAGGUGGCGACGGCCGGCGACGGCGGCAGCUUUGGCGAGCUGGCGCUGAUGUAUAACGCGCCGCGUGCGGCCACAGUCCAUGCCACCACCGCUGCCACGCUGUGGGCGCUGGACCGCAUCACGUUCCGCCGCCUGCUGAUGGAGCGCACGUCGCGCAAGCGCCGGCUGUACGAGCGGUUCCUGGAGACGGUUCCGCUGCUCAAGUCGCUGGAGCCGUACGAGCGGCAGAAGAUCGCCGAUGCGCUCGAGUCCAUUACCUUCAAUGACGGAGACGUGGUGGUGCGGCAGGGCGACAAGGGCGAUGCGUUCUAUUUGAUCGAGCAAGGAACCGUCCGUGUCAUCAAGGCCGACCAGGACGGCGUUGAGCGCGAGUACCCGUCGCUGGACCAGGGCGGAUAUUUCGGCGAGCUGGCGCUGCUCGACGACCAGCCGCGCCAGGCCACGCUGGUCGCCCAGGGCCGCACAAAGUGCGCGCGCAUGAGCAAGGACGCGUUUGAUCGCCUGCUUGGCCCCGUCAUCAACAUUAUCCGCCGCGAGGCUGGCAACUACACCCGCAUCCAGUCCCUGGGCCAGGCCCAUCUGGACCACUAG